Messenger RNA from Tetrapisispora phaffii CBS 4417, 348 nucleotides. It is a transcript of the gene PKR1, whose product is annotated as Pkr1p. Bases 1 to 348 code for a protein of 115 amino acids. The record is from RefSeq and is a predicted model, not a curated record. NCBI's taxonomy places the organism in Eukaryota, Fungi, Ascomycota, Saccharomycetes, Saccharomycetales, Saccharomycetaceae. The transcript has a single exon. Gene Ontology annotation, cellular component: endoplasmic reticulum membrane. Gene Ontology annotation, biological process: vacuolar proton-transporting V-type ATPase complex assembly.
AUGUCAUUUUUUGUCGAAUUAUGGAACAGUGUUUUCACUCCAGGUACUUCACCACAAUUAAUCAUUGCGACAAACUUGUCAUUUUUGGCAUUGAUCAUAACUUUAAUAUGGUUAAUUGUACAAACUAACGGUAACAUACAUUUCAUUAUCCUUCUUUCAAUUGCCACAAUACUAUGGAUCACUGUCAUUUGGUUCAUCAAUGAAUUGAAGAGCGUAAAGUUGAUGACAAAUGAAGAACUAGGCACCGAAGAGACAAAAAACAAAGAUGUAAAUACAGAGACACAAGCUAAAAAGGCAUCUGGUGUCUCUAAGAGUUCUACUAAAAAAAUAUCUUCAAGAAAGGUGUGA